This is a messenger RNA of Synchiropus splendidus (mandarinfish), 1197 nucleotides long. RefSeq names its product scleraxis bHLH transcription factor a (gene scxa). Gene Ontology annotation, biological process: regulation of transcription by RNA polymerase II; developmental process. Lineage: Eukaryota; Metazoa; Chordata; Actinopteri; Syngnathiformes; Callionymidae. The record is from RefSeq and is a predicted model, not a curated record. Gene Ontology annotation, molecular function: RNA polymerase II transcription regulatory region sequence-specific DNA binding; protein dimerization activity; DNA-binding transcription factor activity, RNA polymerase II-specific. The coding region runs from base 96 to 737 and encodes 213 amino acids. The transcript is spliced from 3 exons.
CUCAGCAUCGCCAGAGCUAUCUGUCAAGCUACCGUUCAGCACUGCUUAGCUCCUCUGCUAUUGACAAUUAGCUGCCAACUGCUACACUGGUAGAUAUGACAUUCGCCAUGUUGCGUACGGCACCUCCAGCAGGUCGUUUCCUGUAUGGUGACAUCGCCCUUCUCUCAGAAGACGACGAGGAGAACGGGAGCGAGGGUUCCGGCUCUGACGAGCGCACCAACUCUUCCAACUUCAGACUGUCCUCCUCGUCUCCGUCAGCCUUUCACAUCAAGGUGAACAGGAAGAGGAAGCUGUGCGGUGACGGUGGAGGGGUCGCCACUGUCGGCGCCAUCAUGGGGCGACUCGGCCAACAAGGCUCAGCGCCCCAGACCGAGAUUCGCCAGAGGACGGCCGCCAAUGCGCGGGAAAGGGAUCGCACCAAUUCUGUCAACACGGCGUUCACGGCGCUGCGCACGCUCAUCCCCACCGAGCCAGCGGACAGGAAGCUGUCGAAGAUCGAAACGCUCCGCUUGGCCAGCAGCUACAUCAGUCAUCUGGGAAACGUCCUGCUCCUGGGCGAGGGGCUACAUGAUGGACAGCCGUGUCACGCACCUUCGCCACCUUUCUUUCACGUUAACUCCUCCCCCACAAGAGGAUCUGACCAAUCAGCGCAGCCAAAGCACAUCUGUACAUUCUGCCUCAGCAACCAGAGAAAAAUGAACAAAGACAGAGACCGGAAAACAGCCAUCAGGAGUUAACACCAAGGGGACUGCUGUUGCUGUGAUGUUUCAUAUUUUUACAUUUAAACUUGAAGACUUUUCAUUGGACUUUUCAGCCUCUUUUUUUUUUAUUCAACAGUAUUUCCAGGACUAUCAAAAAUAUCUUUCUACACAAGCACUAUACAUGAAUUUUUUUUUUUUUCACCUUCAACUCCAACAUUCAGUAAAGCAUCCGUGAAGCUGAAACCAUUGUAACAAAAAAAAAGAAAAAAAGGAUUAUGGCACAUUUGUACUCAUCAAGAGCUCUGUUGUUGUUAUUAAUGUGUUAACUGUAAUAUAAAUGUGUAUUUAUGUGACAUAACUUUAUAUAAUGAAAAUAUGUUAUUUAACAUUACAUUCCUGACCUUGUGUUAUUUUGGUACCGACUCACACACAGAGGGAUUUGUCACACUUGGGACAAGCAAAGACCUAAAUGCUGGAGUGUUUAUUUUCUGAUGUU